AUGGAAGGAGAAUUGGAUUCAGAUGUUAUAAGAGCGACGCAAUUAUCGUUAGGAAAAUUUGUGAAAAAACCUCCACUCACUGAAAAGUUAUUAAAAAAGCCUCCAUUUAGAUUUUUGCACGAUAUUAUCACAAAUGUACUAAGCACUACUGGAUUUUUGGAAGGUCUUUUCGAAGAAGAGGAAUUAAUAUCGGAUAAUGUAAAAGAUAGAGAAACUAAAAUACUUUUCCUUAAUAAGGUCAUAACAGUUUUAGGUUUAAUCACAGGAAAAUCCUUGAAAGCUAAACCGUCUAAAAUAAUCGCUGGGCAAGAACCAGCAAACACAAAUGAGUUACUUCAAUGUCUCGGGGAAGCUUUGGAAAAAAAAUUGUCGUCUGAAGAAGCUGUAAAAAAAUACAAAGAGACUACAAAAAUUACUGUGUCACAUGAUAAAAGGAAUAAAGAUGCUGUAAAAGGGUUAAAGAAAAAUAAUGAUACUAAAAAAGUUUCAUCAAAGGGUAAAACUGCUAAUACAGGGAAAGAUAGUAAAACGAUUUUGAAAUUGCAACAAAGAGAUAACAGCAUUACUAAGAAAGAUUCUCCGCCUAAAAAGUCACAAAGUACGACAAAUGUUAAAAAAAAUCGGGUUAAAAGCCCAAAAGAACAAAAAACGUCAUUAUCAAAUGAAAAAAAGAAGCAAGAAAAAUCGAGUAAUAUUAAUCAAAAUGAUGAACAAUUAAAAAGUGCUGAAAAAAAGAGCACCGAAGAUAAUCCUCAAAUAAAUAAAAAUCAUGAAAGCGUUGUAAAUGUUUUACAAAACGAAAAAGAAACAUUGUUACAAGACAGCGAAAAAGAGCAAACUGAUUUUGUAGAUAAAAAUGCUUCUAAUCAUAUAUCUGAAGCAACAGUAUCAAAAACUACCGAAGAGGAUCGAACAAUUAUUCUUAAACAUGACGAUGAUGUGAAUAAUCAGAAAGAUCUUGAUAUUGUACCCGUUAAGGAAGAACAAAAUAAAAAAGUAAUUGAAGAAACAAAAACACUUUUGAAUGACACUAAAAACGAGAAGAAUAAUGAAAUGGAAAAUCAGAAUAGCUCACGCACUACUCACCUUGAUUCAAAUGUGGUUAAUAUAUAUGAAAAAAGGACACAAAAUGUAAGACCGUCAUCAUCUAGACCGGGAGCUCCAAGAGUAAAAGAUAAAUAUGACGCUGCAGUAAUAGGAAAUGAAAACCCUAUUGUGCAUAAAGUGAAUAUUAUAGAGGAAAACACAUUGCCGGAAGAGGAAGAAGAUGGAAGUAUAAUUAUUGUGGAUAAUCAAGCAGGCUCAAUUUCAACAUCGCAAAAUGAGGAACAAAUGCAAUUAUCGUCAAAUCAUCAUGGUCACUUAGUGCAGCAGAUAUUAGAUUCUCAAAAAGAGUUUUCGCAGAUAUCUGGGAAGACAGAAAUUGAAUGGCAGUUUGGGGCGCAAAAGGCUAGAGAUGUAAUAAAUCAAGAAAUUGAACAAAUACGAUUUAAUGUUCAAGCUUUAUCACGUGUCAGUAAUCCCUUGGGUAAAUUGAUAGAUCACGUUCAAGAAGAUGUGGAAGUUAUGCGUCAAGAGCUUCAAGAAUGGAUAAAGAAAUACGAAGAAACAUCUAAAGAACUGAUAAAGCAAAAGGUUGCCAAUACGGAAUCCCUACAGCCGCUUCAAGCAAAGAUCAAGCAAUUGGAUGCAGAAAUUGAGGAGAAGCGUGAGAAAAUAAACGAUCUCAGGAUUGUAGUGUUUAAGAAUUUUUAUAGAAUUGAAAAACUUCUCUCUAGUGGGAGCGUGCAAUAA
This is a messenger RNA of Parnassius apollo (apollo), 1794 nucleotides long. NCBI's taxonomy places the organism in Eukaryota, Metazoa, Arthropoda, Insecta, Lepidoptera, Papilionidae. The record is from the annotation of a GenBank genome assembly.